Molecule: messenger RNA, 849 nt
Organism: Cuculus canorus (common cuckoo)
Lineage: Eukaryota; Metazoa; Chordata; Aves; Cuculiformes; Cuculidae
Gene: NAA10
Product: N-alpha-acetyltransferase 10, NatA catalytic subunit
Exons: 8
Coding region: 85-780 (231 amino acids)
Biological process (GO): N-terminal peptidyl-glutamic acid acetylation
Cellular component (GO): NatA complex
Molecular function (GO): protein-N-terminal-glutamate acetyltransferase activity; protein N-terminal-serine acetyltransferase activity
Source: RefSeq, a predicted model, not a curated record
GCGGGCACUUCCGCCGGAAGUGGUGCCUGAGGGGAGCGAGGAGGAGCAGGGACGGGAGGGAAGCGGCGGCGGGCGGCCGCAACCAUGAACAUCCGGAAUGCGCGGCCGGAGGAUCUGAUGAACAUGCAGCACUGCAACCUGCUCUGCCUGCCCGAGAACUACCAGAUGAAGUAUUAUUUCUACCAUGGCCUCUCCUGGCCUCAGCUCUCUUACAUCGCCGAGGAUGAGAAUGGGAAGAUUGUGGGCUACGUCCUGGCCAAGAUGGAGGAGGAUCCCGAUGACGUUCCUCAUGGACACAUCACAUCCCUGGCGGUGAAGCGCUCACACAGGCGCCUUGGGCUGGCGCAGAAGUUGAUGGACCAGGCCUCGCGUGCCAUGAUCGAGAACUUCAACGCCAAAUACGUCUCCCUCCAUGUCCGCAAGAGCAACCGGGCAGCUCUGCACCUCUACUCCAACACGCUCAACUUCCAGAUCAGCGAAGUGGAGCCCAAAUACUACGCUGACGGUGAGGACGCUUACGCCAUGAAGCGCGACCUCACCCAAAUGGCCGACGAGCUCAGGAAGCAGGUGGAGCAGAAGGAGCGUGGCCGCCCCCCCGCUCCCACCGAGCCCCCCCGAAGCGGAGAUGGGGUUUGUGGGAGUGGGGGGGUCUCCCAAAAUCCCCCCGCGCCCCCCCCUGAAGAUGGAGGGGGAGACAGCAAAGAUCUCAGCGAGGUGAGCGAGACCACCGAGAGCACUGACAUCAAAGACAGCUCCGAGGCCUCCGACUCCGCUUCUUAGGGACCCCCCCCAAAUCCCUAAGGAGCCCCAAAACCCCAGGGACCCCCCCUUGGUGCUGGGGGGGAACAA